GUUUCGCUAGGAUAGCUUGUUUCGCACGGUGGAUCGUAACGCUUUUAGAAUGUGUUCAUUUUCCACACAUGAAGCAGGUGGAGCAAUGUUAUCGUAGAGCAAUAUUGGUAGAAAAAAUUACGUGAUUCAGUAGAUUUGUGCAUAAUUAUAACCAUAGGCUAUUGUCAAUGUGAUAUAUUAUAUCAAAAUCAUGGCAGGGGUGUUUGAUAUAGAAUUACCUGAUGGAGAACUUGGUCAAGAUCUUUCUGACGAUGAUGCUAUCGAAAUAGAGGAGGGUGAUUAUGAUCAGGACCCCAAUGUUAAUGCUAUAAUUGAGUCAGAAGAUUUGGAGACAGUUCAUUUGUCAGAACAAAAUGUGAAUACUGGUAAGGAGAAGACUGGACCUCAGGAUUUUGAACUGCGCAAAGUUUUGGGAAAGGGUGGGUAUGGGAAAGUAUUUCAGGUACGCAAAGUUACUGGUCAAGAUACUGGAACCAUCUUUGCUAUGAAAGUUCUACGUAAAGCAUCAAUUGUACGCAACCAGAAGGACACAGCCCACACAAAAGCGGAGAGAAACAUCCUUGAAGCUGUAAAGCACCCUUUCAUCGUAGACCUGAUCUACGCAUUCCAGACAGGUGGAAAACUCUACUUAAUUCUGGAAUAUUUAAGUGGUGGUGAGCUAUUUAUGCACCUGGAACGUGAAGGAAUAUUUUUAGAAGAUACAGCUUGUUUCUACUUAUCAGAAAUAAUACUAGCACUUGAACAUUUACAUAUACAAGGCAUUAUUUAUAGGGAUUUGAAACCUGAGAAUAUACUAUUGGAUGCACAUGGACAUGUUAAACUAACAGAUUUUGGUUUGUGUAAAGAGCACAUCCAAGAAGGCAUAGUGACACACACAUUUUGUGGUACUAUUGAAUACAUGGCCCCAGAGAUCCUGACUCGUAGUGGGCAUGGCAAGGCUGUGGAUUGGUGGUCACUGGGUGCCCUUAUGUACGACAUGCUGACGGGUGCUCCGCCAUUCACAGCAGAUAACCGAAAGAAGACAAUAGAGAAGAUACUGAAAGGAAGGUUGAAUUUGCCACCGUAUCUCACACCAGAUGCUCGUGAUCUCAUACGCAAGCUGCUAAAAAGGCAAGUGGUCCAGAGGUUAGGUUCAGGUCCUAGUAAUGGAGAAGCUAUCAAAGUUCAUCCUUUCUUCAAGCAGAUGAACUGGGCUGAUGUCUUAGGUAGAAAAUUAGAGCCACCAUUCAAGCCUUCAUUGGCAGGAGAGGACGAUGUAUCACAGUUUGAUACCAAAUUCACAAAGCAAACUCCUAUAGACUCUCCUGAUGAAUCAACUCUCAGUGAGAGUGCAAAUCUUGUGUUCCAGGGGUUCACAUACGUGGCUCCAUCAGUUUUGGAGGAAAUGUACAAACCUCCACGUAUAGUGAAAGCUCGCUCUCCACGAAAAUCAGCCUAUCCCACACCUGCCACUACCCUGCGCUAUACGUUUAGUCCGCGGCAUCACCUGUCACCUGCUACUGGCUUUACUUUUGGUGGCCACAAUUUAGGGUCUACGCUUGAUAGUUCCAGUUGCCAAGAAGAAAUGAUGGAGGUUCAAGGACUACCUCAUGUAUACCAUGGUUAUAGUUCAGCUGCCAUAUGAUGAUCUCGAGCUUGUGUGUGGGAGUUGGACACACUGUGCAUGAUGGGUAGGGGAGUGUGUGGAAGCAUGCUGGAAGCUCAGGAGAUGAUGGAUGCUUCAGUUCAGACAUUUGUUAUGUUACAGAAGCAGAUACUCAUUCCGUUCUAUAUGUAUGAUAAUCGGGUGGCUUAGGAAUGAUAACACUGCCCUUUUACAUAAAAUAUCUGACAAUAGUAGCAUUUCUUUUGGCUGCUUCGCUGUGCUUCUUGCAUGGGAAUCUUUAUUUUAUUCACUUUCACUUUACAUGUUCCAAUUCUUCUUGCAUCCAUUCUUUACUGUCAUAACGGCCGAGCAAGUGAGUGGGAAAGUUACGAAGAUUGUCAUAUAGCAUGAAGGAGUCAUGAGCGUUGUAAAUGUUUGAAAUAUUUUAAAUGGUUGCUCCUACGUCAUACCGCCUAGAUUUCUGAAAUGUGAAUAUUGAUGUGUGAAUGUGAAUGUGAUGAUUAAAGAAGUCGUAUGUGAAUAAUGUUCACGCUUGUGAACAGUUUCUCCUUUACUGUUUCUGUACUCGCAGUUACUGCUCUGACGUAGUCGACGUAAAUCUUACCGGAUGUUCAGUAAAAUAUACAGAAUCUAAUGGGUAGAUAUCAGCACAAAUUUUAUGAACUCUUUUAUCGUAAUAUGUCAUUUCUGGUAUAUAAAAAAAAGUGAGCAUUGUGUGAUGGGAAUGAAGGUUUAUCCCUUUACGGUCUGAAUGAACGAUCCAGUCUGUAGAUGUAGAAUCGAAACAGAGUGAUUGAUUUUAAUACUGUUUACAAAUUUGUAUGACUUCUUGUUUGGUUAGGCAACUUCUUGGUAGAGACUGUUUUGAUGUCUGUUUCCCGACUGAAUGGGUUGUAUGUUGGUUUUCUUUAUUUUUAUUUUUCUGCGGGAUAAAUUCUGUAAUUUAAUAGUCAUGUACAUAUGCUGAAUUAGAUUGUGGAAUAAUGUAAUUUGAUAAAGAUUUAUGUUAAUCAGAGAGUUCUUUUACCAUGUUUGUGCGCUGGUAAAAUCUGUGGUCUUUCUGGAUAUUUAAUUCAUGUAAGGUAAUGAACCAAGAAGAUAUUUGUAUUGGUUUCAUUCUAUAUUGGAAAAAUUGUGAAUUGCUGAAUUAGAUGUUUAAUAGUGUGGAAUUUGGAAGUUAUAUGAGGGUUUAGGUUUGACAGCAUUGUAUUUGCUAAAAUAAAAUUCUCUCACAGUGCAAAUGUUGAUUAAGUAUGGAGUCAGAGUGAGCAUAGGUGUUUAUCACCUUAUUUGCGGAUAUUAUUUCCUCUCGUCUUCCCUAUCAACAAUUUUAACAUAAAACAAGAUAGGAAAUGUAUGUACAGCGUGAUUUCCAUGUUAUGCCUUUUGUUACAUUUCAGUAAAUACUGAGAGGCUUCAAAAUGUUCUGGUACUGGUAAUGAGAUGGGUAUAUUUUGUGUUUCUUCACAUUGUACAGUGAUGGCCAAAUACUUCAUACAGAAUGCGUCCUUGCCGUACCGAAUACUUUGUCAAUCUUGUUGUUUUAUUUAUCUGUAGUUACAGUAGAACUACACCACUUCUGACUCCAUAUUUUUUCAUUGUUUAAUAUUUAUAAUCAUAUAUGAAGUAUUGCGUCAUAGUUUAUGUUAACAUUAAGGGAUUUUUUUAAUACGUAGUGGGAUUUUUUUUCAGUCAAAUCAAAAAAAUAAGAGUAACCACAUAUAUAUAUAUGAUGUAAUGGUACCUUGAAAAUGGUUAUAGAAAGUUGUGUUCAUUUGAAAUUUAUAUUAGAAAGCCUAUUCUUACUUGUGCAUAUUUGUUAAAAAUGUUUACUGGUGAUUCUGUACGUGGUUUUUAUGCAGUAAUCAAAUUUGGAAAAUUUGUAUACAUGAGAUUAUUGGUAUACUUUCUUGGAACAUCGAUUAAUUCCACACAUGUUAUGUGUUGUAAGACCGAGUUCACUGCAAACUCCAAAGGAAUGAUUAAUUCAAAAUGGGAUAUACAAAUAAAGGCUAUUCUUCCUGUUUGAUUGAAUGGAUCAUCUAUGUAGCUCGAAGUCAAAUGUUACAUGAAAGCUAAAGCAGAGGAUUCCUAUAAAAAAUAGAAUGCCAAAACAUGCACAAAAAAAGAACUCGGUAUGUUUGAGAGAAAAAUGUAUUCUGUUGCUGAUAAUAUACUUUUACUGUACGCUGCAAAUCCAUUCAGUGAUCUUGAUCAGAUCAGACAUUAUGCUUUUAUGAAAUCUGGAUGAUCGUUAACAUGUUUAAAAAUGCCCCCACCAUUGAUCCAUAUCCUCAACCAAUUGAAUGUAAUUCAUACGUUCGCACAGUGUUUCUGUGAGAUUAAUUUUAAUGUUGUCACAGCUAUACCCAUAUACCCAAAAUGGUCCUUUUUUUCCUUUUCCAAAAUUUUCUGACCAAAAUUUUUUAAAUAUUUCUCAUUUCCCCCAUACAUGCUUCAUAUCCUAUCUGUCUCAUUCUUCUUGAGCUCAUUAAUGGAACUUACGUAAAUUUUACACAUGCCGCUGUUAUGGUCAUUUUCUGUGUAAAACCGUGGCAAGUUUUAUGAGAUUUGUUUCCUUCAGAACAUUUUUCACUUGCGGAGCAACGUCGUGAAGUAAAAGUGGCAGUUUCUGUUGAACUAUAGUUUUGUUUGCGUGACUGCCCAAAUAUUUAGAACAAUAUAAAGUUGUUUUUAGGCUUAUAUAAUGACAUAAAAAAUUUGGCAUUUAAUUAUAACGGAAAGUGAAAUAAAAUCCUUUUUCAGAUAAUAGUCGCAGAUAAAUGUGACCCUAUAAUUAAUUGCAUAUAGAGGUAUUGUAUGCAUUUUAAUUUCAUUUAGUGUGUUAGGUCUUCUGCAAUUAUGUCCGUAAUUUUCUGAAUGAGUAAGCAGGUGAAGGCACGGUCUGGUGCAGCGUAACGUAACAGAAAUAUAGAAGAGCUCCUUUUUUUAUCUCCCCCGCCCCCUCCCAAAUUGUUUCCGUAAAGUGACACAUUCAGGAUGUGCUGAGAAUGAAUGAGGGCACACUUCAAGUUGCUGGUUAGUUUUUUUUUCUUCAAAUUUUGGGUAGUGUCAUGUGGUAAACAUGCAGGAUUUUCCCCAAAUUUUAAUGAUAUGGGACCACAAAAGAUUCUGCCUAUUGAAAUUAAAUAUCCUGCAUGUGGCCAUCUUGUAGUAUGAGAAUGAAGAAUUUAAAGAAUACAGAAAUUUGGUUCUCUGGAAAUGAGGUGUGUGUCUUUUAAAAUAUUUGUUGAAUUUAUUAUCAAGAUGGUGGAUGUACUGUACUUAACUUUGUGUGGCACCACUGAUGAGCCAAAAUUUAUUAUACAACACGCAGACAUAUCCUUCCUUCUCCCUGCCCAUUUUGGAAAGAGUCUUACCUAAGACUGGUCACUGAAUCAAAUUGCAGCUUAUUGUAAAUUUAUGAGGUAUGCUAUAUGUUAUAUAUGAUAAUUAGUUGUACUGCAGUUAGAAAAGAAGAAGUAGCCAUUUUUUUAAACACAAAAGAACUCUUUGUAAUCCUUAUAAAGACACUUGUAGUAUAAACCCAUGGCUGUAGUCAGAAAAAUAAUAUGAGUUAUGGAUUUUUUUUAAUAUUUUCUAAAUAUCAGUGUUUUUGACUGUAGUAGUGUUGUGUUUGAUUAAUUGUUUAUGUUUAAUAUAAUAAUUGAGCAAUGUGUUUUGAAGCAUUGGUUUUUGAUAACUACAGCCAUGAACAGAGAACCAGUGAGGUGGACGGUGAUUUCAGACGUUAAUACUUGCUAUCAGAAAUCACAUCUCAGCACUGGGGAGCUUGGUUUUAAUAUUGAUAUGAAUUGUCAUAAUUUCUGAGAUUUCACUUAAGAGAUUCAAAGAACCCAGGAUGUUGAAGAAGGUAUUUAUUUUGUGGUGCAAUAUAGAAAGUUGUAUUUACUUUA
This is a messenger RNA of Zootermopsis nevadensis, 5523 nucleotides long. RefSeq names its product Ribosomal protein S6 kinase (gene S6k). Gene Ontology annotation, biological process: signal transduction; protein phosphorylation. Gene Ontology annotation, molecular function: protein serine/threonine kinase activity; ATP binding. Lineage: Eukaryota; Metazoa; Arthropoda; Insecta; Blattodea; Termopsidae. The record is from RefSeq and is a predicted model, not a curated record.